Messenger RNA from Acanthosepion pharaonis, 765 nucleotides. NCBI's taxonomy places the organism in Eukaryota, Metazoa, Mollusca, Cephalopoda, Sepiida, Sepiidae. The record is from the annotation of a GenBank genome assembly.
AUGCUAUUCUAUAUCUAUCUAUCUAUCUAUCUAUCUAUCUAUCUAUCUAUCUAUCUAUCUAUCUAUCUAUUGCCAAUCUGUUCAUAUGUAUGUAUGUAUGUAUGUAUGUAUGUAUGUAUGUAUCUAUGUAUGCAUCUAUCUAUCUAUCUAUCUAUCUAUCUAUCUAUCUAUCUAUCUAUCUAUCUAUCUAUCUCAGUUUCUUCAUUAUCUAUCUAUCUAUCUAUCUAUCUAUCUAUCUAUCUAUCUAUCUAUCUAUCUAUCUGCCUGUCUGGCACAGUCUGCUUCUAUCUAUCUAUCUCAUAUUCUUCAUAUCUAUCUAUGUCAUUCUUCACAUCUAUUUAUCUAUCUAGCUAUCUCGUAUUUUUCAUGUCUAUCUAUCUAUCUAUCUAUCUAUCUAUCUAUCUAUCUAUCUAUCUAUCUCAGUCUGUUUUAGCUAUCUAUCUAUCGAUCUAUCUAUCUAUCUAUCUAUUUAUCUAUCUAUCUAUCUCAGUCUGUUUUAUCUAUCUCAGUCUGUUUUAUCUAUCUAUCUAUCGAUCUAUCUAUCUAUUUAUCUAUCUAUCUAUCUCAGUCUGUUUUAUCUAUCUAUCUAUCUAUCUAUCUAUCUAUCUAUCUAUCUAUCUAUCUAUCUAUCUAUCAAUCACAGUCUGUUCCGAUCUAUUUAUCGAUGUCAUAAUCUGCGUUAAAGAGAGCCAAUUCGUAUUUACGUAUAGUUGCAUAAACGCCAUUCAUAAAUCUACUACCGUUGUGAAAUUCAGUCUCAGCUAA